Molecule: messenger RNA, 3193 nt
Organism: Trichechus manatus latirostris (Florida manatee)
Lineage: Eukaryota; Metazoa; Chordata; Mammalia; Sirenia; Trichechidae
Gene: LIFR
Product: LIF receptor subunit alpha
Exons: 17
Coding region: 1-3024 (1007 amino acids)
Biological process (GO): positive regulation of cell population proliferation; cytokine-mediated signaling pathway
Cellular component (GO): signaling receptor complex; external side of plasma membrane
Molecular function (GO): oncostatin-M receptor activity; cytokine binding; ciliary neurotrophic factor receptor binding
Source: RefSeq, a predicted model, not a curated record
AUGAAGUUGAGCCGGAAGGAGCAGGCAGAGAGUGCUAGAAAUGGAGACCAGACCCACCUUUGGGAAGGUGUUGGAAAGUGGGAGAUAGUGUGGACUGCCGAAACCGGGCAGCCGCGCGCUCGGCCGGCCUUUCAGGACGAUUUGCACCGGCUGAGGCGCUACAUUCUCCCGGGUUCGUCCAUGACCUCUCGAGACCGGCCUCUGGACCGGAGCCUCUACGGAAGCACCACUCUUCGAGCCCCGGCCCCGCGCGCGGCCGCGCUCCUCCGACUACGCGGGUUCCAUUCUUGUUAUCGAUCAGAGAAAACAAAUACAAAAAUCCCAGCUCUCUUACCUGGGGAUCAUGAAAUAUCAAUAAAUCCUCUACAUGGUAGUAGAAGUUCUAUAAGUAGAUUUAUACUAAAUGAAGAAAACAUUUCCUUAAUUCCGGAUACUCCAGAGAUCUUGAACUUGUCUGCUGAUUUUUCAACUUCUACGAUACACAUAAAGUGGAAUGACAAGGGUUCUGUUUUUCCACACCACUCAGAUGUCAUCUGGCAAAUUAAAAUUCUACGUAAAAAGAAGAUGGAAAUUGUAACAUUAAUGACCCACAACACAACUCUGAAUGGUAAAGAUACAGUUCAUCAAUGGAGUUGGACCUCAGACAUGCCCUUGGAAUGUGUCACUCAUUUUGUGAGAAUGAGGUGCUACGUUGAUGAUCUUCAUUUCUCUGGUCACAAAGAGUGGAGUGACUGGAGCCCAGUGAAGAACAUUUCUUGGUCGCCUGAUUAUCAACCUAAGGUUAUUCCUAAAGACAAAGUGAUACUUGUAGGCUCAGAUAUAACAGUUUGUUGUAUAAUUCAAGAAAAAGUCAUAUCAGCACAGUUUGGCAAAGAAAUGUGUUCCCUUAUCCAUCUUGAUGGAGAAAAUGUUGCAAUCAAGAUCUAUAAUGUUUCUGUUUCUCCAACUAGUGGAACAAAUGUGGUUUUCACAACAGACACCAACAUGGUUGGAACAGUUAUUUUUGCAGGAUAUCCACCUGAUAUUCCUCAGAAACUAAAUUGUGAAACACGUGAUUUAAAGGAGAUUAUAUGCACUUGGAACCCAGGAAGACCUACAGGAUUGUUGGGCCCACAUGAUACAAAUUAUACUUUAUUUGAAAAUUUUUCAGGACAAAAUGUUAAAAGAGCUGAAGACACCACAAAUGUAAACUAUCAGUUAUUCUUUCAAAUGAUUCCAAAUCGGGAAAUAUAUAAUUUUACUUUGAAAGCUCACAAUCCUUUGGGUCAGUCAGAAUCAACAGUUUUAGUCAACAUAACUGAAAGAGUUUAUCCCCACACUCCUACUUCGUUCAAAGUGAAGGAUAUUAAUUCAACAGCUGUUACACUUUCUUGGCACUUACCAGGCAGCUUUGCAAAGAUUAAUCUUUUAUGUCAAAUUGAAAUUACUAAAAGUAAUUCAGUACAAGAACUGCAGAAUGUCACAGUCAAAGGACUAGAAAAUUCAAGUUAUCUCAUAACUGUGGGCAAGUUAAGUCCAUAUACUAAUUAUACUUUUCGGAUUCGUUGUUCUACUGAAACAUUCUGGAAAUGGAGCAGUUGGACUAUUGAAAAACAGCAUCUAACCACAGAAGCUAUUCCUUCAAAGGGACCAGAUACUUGGAGAGAGUGGAGUUCUGAUGGGAGAAAUUUAAUAAUCUAUUGGAAGCCUUUACCCAUUAAUGAAGCUAACGGAAGAAUACUUUCCUAUAAUGUAUCCUGUUCAUCAGAUGAGGAAACACAGUCCCUUUCUGAGAUUCCUGAUCGCCAGCACAAAGCAGAAAUACAACUUGAUAAAAACGAUUACAUCAUCAGUGUGGUGGCAAAAAAUUCUGUUGGCUCAUCUCCACCUUCAAAGAUAGCUAGUAUGGAAAUUCCAAAUGCUCCAAUUGUUGCACCAAAUUUUACUGUUGAAGAUACUUCUGCGGAUUCUAUAUUAGUAAAAUGGGAAGAUAUUCCUGUGGAAGAGCUUAGAGGCUUUUUAAGAGGAUAUUUAUUUUAUUUUGGAAAAGGAGAGAGAGGCACAUCUAAGAUGAGGGGCUUGGGAUCAGACCGUUCUGACAUAAAGAUUAAGAAUAUUACUGACAUAUCUCAGAAGACAUUGAAAAUUGCUGAUCUUCAAGGUAAAACGAGUUACCAUCUGGUGCUGCGAGCCUACACUGAUGGUGGGAUAGGCCCCGAGAAGAGCAUGUACGUGGUGACAAAGGAAAAUUCUGUGGGAUUAAUUAUUGCCAUUCUCAUCCCAGUGGCAGUGGCUGUCAUUGUUGGAGUGGUCACUAGUAUCCUUUGCUAUCGGAAACGAGAAUGGAUUAAAGAAACCUUCUACCCUGAUAUUCCAAACCCGGAAAAUUGUAAAGCACUUCAGUUUCAAAAGAGCGUCUGUGAGGGAAACAGUGCUCUUAAAACAUUGGAAAUGAAUCCCUGUACCCCAAAUAAUGUCGAGGUUCUGGAAACCCGAUCAGUAGUUCCUAAAAUAGAAGAUACAGAAAUAAUUUCCCCAGUAGCUGAGCAUCCUGAAGACAGCUCUGAGGCAGAACCUGAAAACCACGUGGUUGUGUCCUAUUGUCCACCCAUCAUUGAGGAAGAAAUACCUAAUCCAGUGGCGGACGAAGCCGGAGGAACUUCACAAGUCAUCUAUAUUGAUGUUCAGUCGAUGUAUCAACCUCAGGCAAAACCAGAGGAACAAGAAAAUGACUCUGUAGGGGGGUCAGGCUAUAAGCCGCAAAUGCACCUCCCUGUUACUUCUACUGUAGAAGAUAUGACUGCAGAAGAUGACUUAGAUCACACUGCAGGCUACAGACCUCAGGCAAAUGUAAAUACUUGGAAUUUAGUAUCUCCAGACUCUCCUCGAUCCACAGACAGCAACAGUGAAAUUGUCUCUUUUGGAAGUCCAUGCUCCAUCAAUUCCCGACAGUUUUUGCUUCCUCCUAAAGAUGAAGACUCUCCCAAAUCUAGUGGAGGAGGCUGGUCCUUUACAAACUUUUUUCAGAACAAACCAAAUGAUUAACAGUGUCACUCCGUCACUUCAGUCUGCCAUCUCAAUAAGCUCUUACCGCUGGUGCUGCUGUGUCAGCACUGGUAUUCUUGGAGGGAUCCUGUGAAGUAUUGUCAGUGAGGUGACCUUCACCACGCUCAGUUACACUACGAGUGUUAAUGUGCUUUUGAUGUAGUCUAAA